This is a messenger RNA of Toxotes jaculatrix (banded archerfish), 1565 nucleotides long. It is a transcript of the gene st3gal7, whose product is annotated as ST3 beta-galactoside alpha-2,3-sialyltransferase 7. The coding region runs from base 136 to 1314 and encodes 392 amino acids. Lineage: Eukaryota; Metazoa; Chordata; Actinopteri; Toxotidae. The record is from RefSeq and is a predicted model, not a curated record. The transcript has 8 exons. Gene Ontology annotation, molecular function: lactosylceramide alpha-2,3-sialyltransferase activity.
GGAAGCAGCAGCAGCCAUUUUAGCUCUACAUGACAUGCCUCUUGCUGCUUUCCCAUCAGCCAUGGAACACAGGCGAACAGAGGGUGAACUAUCAGCUUACAUCUCUGCCGGGCUGACUAUACAGGUAGAGGUGCCAUGGUGACGCUGAAUCACUUGAGUGUAGAGGACCCAGAUGAUGGCUCCCCACUGCUGCCUGAGGCUGCGGCGGCUGCUAUACCAACACCUGUCUUUCUCAGGCAGCGAGCAGUCACAAAGACUGGCUCCAGGGAAUUUUUCCACAGCAGGAGUGAGAACCUUGCCUUCAGUCUGGUGCUGCUGAUCGGAUCCUACUCAGCUAUUCUGAUUCCUGCGUAUUUCCCUUUGGAUGAGGUGGCAACACUCAGCAAUGACUUCCAACAUCCCAAAGAUCUGGUCUUACUAAAUCGAUCAGCCACCCUGCUGGCGGCCCCCUGCCAGCCUCGCUUGUGUCUGAACCACCUCAAGCCCCUGUCCUGUUCUCCAGGCCUUCUAGACAUCCCUGUGUUUGUGCAGCAGGACAGACCUGAGCCCUGGGAUCUGUCCCCUCCUCUGGGGCUCCAGGGCAGUGAAGAGCAUCUGGCCCUGGCUCUUGCCUCUCUGCCCGAGUCUGGCCUGCCUCCAUCACUGAGGAGAGAAGGCAGCUGCAGGCGAUGUAUGGUGGUGGGCAAUGGAGGGGUUCUUCACGGGAGCCAUCUAGGAUCUCAUAUAGAUCAGUACGACAUCAUUAUCAGGUUGAAUAAUGCUCCAGUGCCUGGCUUUGAGAGAGAUGUUGGAUCCCGCACCACCAUCCGCCUGAUUUACCCAGAGGGAGCACCUCACUCUGCGAAGGAAUACAAAAAGACCACCAUGGUUGCUCUGGUGGUAUUUAAGAGCCUGGAUCUGGACUGGCUCACUUCUGUCAUUACUAAACAGCCACUGAGCUUCUGGUCCAAAAUGUGGUUCUGGAGGGAGGUGGUGGAUGACAUUCCUGUGAGACCAGAGAACUUCAGGAUCCUCCACCCAGAGAUUAUUCACAAGACAGGACAAGUUUUACAGAAAUAUGCUCUGAAACAGGGAAAUAUGGUGCCAACAUUAGGUGCCAGUGCAGUGGUGAUGGCUUUGCAGCUGUGUGACCAGGUGAGCCUGGCAGGGUUUGGCUAUGAUAUGCAGCACCCAGAGGCCAGGCUUCACUAUUAUGAGACCAUACGCAUGGACGCAAUGAAUGCUCAAGUGGUGCAUGACGUCAGCGCUGAGAAACUCUUCUUGAGGGACCUGGUGGCUGCAGGAGCUGUGACUGACCUCACAGGAGCUCUGUGAGUCAGCAGUGCAGAGACUGAUAAUACAGUGAACUCCACAUGCAUCUCCCCAACUGUGAGCCUAUAUGGCGUCCUCCAUAGCUGUGCCCUGUUGGAAGAAUCCUCCGCAGCAAGGACUGACCUUUAAAAUGCUCACAGUCUCCAGUGAUGCCCGAUGAGUGAGCAAAUUAAACUCUAAAGAUGAGACAAGCUCAUGAUUGUACAGACUAACCAAAGAAUAUCUCGUUUAAAUUCAAUAAGCUUAUUACAUUA